AUGGAAUAUAUUGAUGAGACUAUUUUCGAAAGGCGAUAUGGGAGAAUUGCACAACUAAUGAGGUUACCCGUACAAGCAGCAGCAAUCAAAGCCCUACUGAAUUUUUGGGAUCCUAGUUAUCGGGGUUUUACCUUUGGGAACAUUGAUAUGACACCGACUUUGGAGGAAUAUGAAAGGAUUCUAGAUUUUCCAAACGACAGCCACAGGAUCUACCUAAGGCGAAGAUUUGAAGACACAGCUUCGGAGGUAAUCAAUUUAUUAGGCUUGGGAAAGAUCAGUCAAUGUAGAGUCGCCGAGGGGGGUUUCAAAUGGAAAGUCAUUGAGGCCCGAAUGAAGAAAAAUGCUGAAGAAGGGAAGUUAGGAGAGGAACGAUACAGGUUGGUGGCCUUCGCCAUUUUUGGGCUAGUAUUGUUCCCUUCCGAAAUCGGAGUCAUCAGUUUGGAAGCAGCAAGUGUCUUCAUAGAAUACGAACGUGACCGGAUCAAUCCCUCAUCAGCCAUUUUGGGAGAAACCAUGUUAUCACUCAACCACUGCAGAAUGCAUGGAAAAGGAGCCAUGAGGUGUUGCGCCCCUAUGUUGUAUUUAUGGAUUAUCAGUCAUAUCGAAACACCAAGGGACAUUUUUAACAACUUUUGGUGGUUUGACCUGCGACCAUUAAAGGUUACCAUGGAUGAGACUUGGAAGAAUUGGGAUGAGAAAGCAUGGAUAGAUAAAUAUGCGGCAUUACCAAAGAGCAAUUUUAAAUGGAAAGCACCAUGGAUGAACAAUGCCAUCUGCACAAUGAGCUGUGGAAGCAAGAUAUGGGUUCCUUUGAUCGGUGUAACCGGGUACAUCAGUUACGCGCCCGCCCUGGUAACAAGGCAGUUAGGCGGAAUGCAGUACGCACCAAGAACUCUGGGUUUAGCUGAUUUCGUCGGUCUAUUCAAGCACCAACCCUUCCUCGAAGAGAUGGAGCUUAUCCGACAAGAUUGGGAAAGACCCCUGUUGGUAAAAAGGGAAGAAGGGAGCACGUUUGAAACAUCAUUUAGCCAGAAUUAUGCAGUUUGGAGGAAUGAAGAGCUUUCUGAAGUGAAGGUUUUCUCAAUACCAAAACAUCCAGAAUCCACAAUAGAGCAACAAAAAAGGAAAAGGACUGAUAAUGAGGAGGAGUUAAGAAAGCAGCUAGAACGAUGUGUAAUUGAUCUCAGUAAAAGUAAAGGGCAACAACAGUUAUUAGAAAGUCAGUUAGAGGAAGAAAACACGAUGAGGGUUUUCUUGAACCAGCAGUUGGAAAAACAGGAUAAGCAAUUAACAUCCUUGAAAGAAUGGCAGAAAAGGGCCGAGGUAGCGGAAGAAAUAGCAAAAGGGGUCCAGGCUGAGCUAAAGAAACGAAUGACCGAAUAUGAUGAGCUGGUUAAGAAGAAUGGGCUCGCAGAAAAAGAGUUGGCAAGGGUUAAAAGAUCAACAAAAGGCAAGAUGAAUGUUGACAAAGAGGUGAUGGAUUCCUUGAAGAAGGGAAAGAGCAUUCUUUCAAAGAAAAUAGAAGUUGAAAAGGAGAAGAAUCGGCUAGCCCAGCUCGACAUAGAAGAGGAAAGAAGGAUUAGAGCUCAAUAUAUGGUGCAGCUUGAGGAAGAGAGAAGUGCAAGAAAGGCCGCCGAGUCUGAUAUGAGAGAUUACCAGAAAAGAGCUGAGUCUUCGAAAGGAAGAAUGAUGGCUUUACAAUCUGAGAUCGAGAUACAAGUAGAAGAGUUGAGGGAGUUGAGAAGCCAUUACUUCGAGAUGGAAGAGGAGCUCAGUAAGGCUAAGCAAGAGCGUCAAGAAUGUCAGGUACGCAUAGCUGAGAGGAUAGAACAAGGGAUUAAGGCUGGGCGAAUAGCGAUGCCAGUGGAAAAGAAGGGUUUCAUUGGAAGAAAGAGAGAAGGCGAUGUUAACAAUCUGGAAGGUGGGUAUAAGGGCAAGAGAGUAGAUUUCCAUAAUCCUCAACCCGAGUUGGCUUGCGAGUACCAUGGGGGUAAUCCCGGGCAUGGGAUUGAAACCUGUUACGCCUUCAAGAAGAGGUUGUUAGAGCUUAUUAAGAUGGGAUGGGUAUCCUUUGAGGACAAGCCCAAUGUUAAUUCAAACCCAUUGCCUAAGCAUGCCCCAAAUAGAUUUCUAAAGACAAAGGUGGAGAGCCAUUCGGAGGGAUAUGAUUACUGUGAAUACCAUGGAAGAGAUGGACAUCAUAUUGAGGAUUGCAUCGAGUUUUGCGAAAAGAUUGCAAAAAUGCUAAAAAUGGGGGAGUUGAGGAUUGAACCCAUGAAGAACAGCGGUGAGGUGAGUAUGAUGGAAGGUCAAGAUGAAAUGACAGGAGUAUGCAGGAUCCAGCCAACAGCUCAUGGGCCCCCAAGGCUAAUCUUGGUUAAACCGCCCUACACAAAAGGGAAUCACAAUGCCAUGCCUUAUAAUUAUGGUUAUGCCUCUAACGUUCGAGCUCCUCUUCCUUUGUUCCAGCCUGAGAUAAGUGGUUUGACCAGGAGUGGUCGUUGCUUUACGCCCGAGGAGUUGAGGAAGUCAAAGGGCAAAGAAGUGGUAGAUCUGGACAAAGCACUAGAAGUUAAUAAGCCAGUAACGGAAGAGGAAUCGAAUGAAUUCUUGAAGUUGAUCAAGCAUAGCGAAUAUUGCAUAGUGGAUCAACUAAAGAAGACUCCAGCUAGGAUCUCCCUUAUGUCCUUGAUACUCAUGGGAAGGAUCCAUGCAACUAAUUACCUGUACUUCACGGCUGAUGAGCUUGAUGCUGAAGGUACCGGACAUAACAAGCCCUUAUACAUUACGGUUAGGUGCAAGGACUGCCUCAUAGGAAAAGUACUCAUUGAUAAUGGCUCGGCCCUUAACGUGUUGCUAAAGCACAUGUUGGAAGAAAUGCCGAUCGAUGAAUCCCAUAUUAAGCCAAGUACUAUGAUGGCCAGAGCGUAUGAUGGAUCGCCUAGGCCAAUAAUUGGGACUUUAGAAGUGGAGCUAUACGUGGGACCACAAAUGUUCCUAGUAACACUUCAGGUGCCGGAGAACACAGUGCUAAGAAGGCCAAGGAUCUCAGAAGCAGCAAGGAUGGCAAGUCUAUGCUUCUUGAACCGCGGAAUCCCAUUUCAGUAUAACCUUAUUAUCAGGAUGCCAGAAGGGGUUAAUCUGGCAAGGAUAAAAAGUGCUGCUCAAAGAUUUGGGUUAGGAUACCAACCUAACCAAAAGGAUUAUCGGUGGGCUGCUGGUCGGAGAAGGGCAAGAAGGAUGGCUAGAAUUAAAGGAAGAGAGCCUGAUGAAGAAAAGCUGGAAAUCCCUCCCCUUAGCGUGUCAUUUCCAAAAGCUGCAUACAUAAUGCAACAUGAUAAAGAAGCCGAAAGCCUUGAUCAAAAGCUGUCAAACAUGAGCAUAAAUACCUUGGGGGAAAACAAGGUGGAAGGAGAUGACAUGAAGACAGUAGCAAGAGAGGGAGAUGAAGCACUCCCACAACUGACGGUCUACACCAUAGAAGAAGUAUCCGCCAAGACCUUUGUGCCUAUGGAAGAAGAAGAGUGGGAUGAAAGCAAUAUCAGUGAAUUCACUAGGCUAGUAGAACAACAGGAACAGACUUGGAAGCCUAUCGCCGAGGAACUCGAAACCAUCAAUGUGGGCAGUGAUCAGCUUAAGAAAGAGUUAAAAAUAGGUACCCUAAUUACUUCUGAACAAAGGAUAAAAAUGAUCACCCUAUUACAAGAAUAUUCAGAUGUCUUUGCUUGGUCCUAUGAAGAUAUGCCUGGUUUGGAUACAAAUAUUGUAGUACACAAGAUACCGUUGGAAGAAGGUUGUAAGCCAGUCAAGCAGAAGCUGAGGAGGGCCCACCCGGAUGUCUGGAUCAAGGUCAAGACAGAACUCGAGAAGCAAUGGGAUGCUGGUUUUCUAGAAGUAGUUAGAUAUCCGCAAUGGGUAUCUAACAUUGUUGUGGUGCCUAAGAAGGAGGGGAAGAUUAGAGUGUGCGUGGAUUUUCGGAAUUUGAAUAAAGCUAGCCCCAAGGAUGAUUUUCCGCUACCACAUAUAGAUGUUUUAGUAGACAACGCUGCCCGGAGUUCCACAUAUUCCUUUAUGGAUGGUUUUUCAGGAUACAACCAGAUAAAGAUGGCUCCGGAGGAUAAGGCGAAAACAACUUUUGUCACACCUUGGGGGACGUUCUGCUACAAGGUGAUGCCAUUCGGGUUGAAGAAUGCCGGAGCAACCUAUCAAAGAGCAAUGGUGACUUUGUUCCACGACAUGAUGCACAAGGAAAUUGAGGUGUAUGUAGACGACAUGAUUGCCAAGUCUAAAAGGGGAGAGGAUCAUGUUGAAGUUUUGAGGAAGUUGUUUGAGAGAUUGAGGAAGUUUGAAUUAAGGCUCAAUCCUGCAAAAUGUUCCUUCGGAGUUAAAUCGGGUAAGCUGUUAGGAUUUGUGGUAAGUGAUAGAGGUAUAGAGGUGGAUCCAGAUAAAGUAAGGGCCAUCCAAGCUAUGUCAUCCCCUAAGACGGAGAAAGAAGUAAGAGGAUUCUUGGGAAGGAUAAACUACAUUGCUCGGUUCAUAGCUCAGUUAACAACGACGUGUGAACCUAUAUUCCGACUACUAAGGAAAAAGAAUCCUGGAACCUGGAAUGAGGAGUGUGAGGAGGCAUUCAAUAAAAUCAAGCAUUAUUUACAAAAUCCACCUUUACUGGUUCCUCCGGUAUCAGGAAAACCUCUAGUAUUGUACCUAACAGUGACUGAUGCAGCCAUGGGAUGUGUAUUAGGACAGCAUGAUGAAACCGGAAGGAAGGAAAGAGCUAUUUAUUAUUUAAGUAAGAAAUUCACGGAGUGUGAGUCUAGAUACACGGAGAUAGAAAGGCUUUGUUGUGCGUUGGUGUGGGCGGCAAAGAGGUUGCGACAUUAUAUGUUAUACUAUACCACUUGGUUGAUUUCAAAGGUGGAUCCUCUGAGGUAUAUUUGUAACAAGCCCUAUCUCUCAAGUCGAAUUGCAAGGUGGCAAGUUCUAUUAGCAGAAUAUGACAUAGUAUACAUGACAAGGAAAGCCGUAAAAGGAAGUGCAAUCGCAGACCAUCUGGCCGAUAAUGCUGUUGAAGAUUAUGAACCUUUGGAUUUUGACUUCCCUGAUGAAGAUAUAUUGUCAAUAGAGAAAGAAGAAGAGAAGACAGAUUGGUGGACGAUGGUUUUUGACGGUGCAGUGAAUGUAUAUGGUAACGGGGCCGGUGCGGUAAUAAUCUCUCCUGAUAAGAAACAAUAUCCAGUUUCGGUUAAACUACAUUUCGAGUGCACCAACAACACAGCUGAGUAUGAAGCUUGUAUCCUCGGUUUAGAAGCGACAUUAGAGUUGAAGAUAAAGAAGUUAGAUGUAUAUGGAGAUUCAAUGUUGAUUAUUUGUCAGGUUAAAGGGGAAUGGCAGACCAAGGAGGAAAAGUUAAGGCCGUACCAGGAAUACCUAUCCACGCUAGCAAAGGAAUUUGAAGGAAUUAGAUUCACCCAUCUGGGAAGGGAGGGGAACCAUUUUGCGGAUGCUUUGGCCACGCUAGCUGCUAUGACUACCAUUGAUCUCAAGUGCAAGGUACAACCGGUACACAUUGACAUUAGAAAUGACCCAGCUCACUGUUGCUUAGUUGAAGGAGGGAUAGACGGACAUCCUUGGUAUUAUGAUAUCAAGAACCUUGUGCAAAAUCACGAAUAUCCGGCAGAUGGAGAGAUUUUGUACAAAAGAUCAUUUGAUGGGACCCUACUAAGAUGUUUGAAUGAGGCAGAUGCUAGAAAGGCAUUACGGGAGGUCCAUGAGGGGAUUUGCUCAACCCAUGCUAGCGGGCAUAUGAUAGCGAGGAAAAUCCAAAGGGCUGGUUAUUUUUGGAUGACACUAGAGAAAGACUGUAUCGAUUAUGUCAGGAAAUGUCAUAAAUGUCAAGUUUACAGUGACAAGGUCAAUAUGCCACCAGCUCCUCUAUUUAACCUAAUAUCCCCUUGGCCAUUUGCAAUGUGGGGAAUUGACGUGAUCGGUCCUGUUAACCCAAAAGCUAGCAAUGGUCAUAGAUUCAUCCUCGUAGCUAUUGACUACUUCACAAAAUGGGUGGAAGCUAGUUCAUAUGCCCACGUAACACAGAACGUAGUGAAGAGGUUUAUAGAGAAGGACUUGAUUUGUCGCUAUGGUCCUCCGGAAAAGAUAGUGACAGAUAAUGCACAGAAUUUCAAUGGCAAAAGGAUAGCAGAGCUGUGUACUAAAUGGAAAAUCAAGCAUUCGAAUUCUUCACCAUACCGACCAAAGAUGAAUGGCGCAGUAGAAGCCGCCAACAAGAACAUCAAGAAAAUUAUUCAGAAAAUGGUAGUCACAUAUAGAGAUUGGCAUGAGAUGUUAUCAUUCGCUCUUCACGCAUACCGCACUACAGUCAGGACCUCGACAGGGACUACCCCAUAUUCUCUGGUAUACGGUAUGGAGGCAGUGAUGCCGUUGGAAGUGGAAAUCCCAUCGUUAAGAGUAUUAAUGGAUUCCGAACUAGAAGAGGCUGAAUGGGCCAAGGUGAGGUACGAGCAACUGAACCUGAUCAGUGAAAAGAGGAUGGCUGCAAUAUGUCAUCACCAACUUUACCAGAAACGAAUGGCCAAGGCAUAUGAUAAGAAGGUUAGACCGCGUUUGUUUCGAGAAGGGGAUCUAGUAUUGAAGAAAAUAUUGUCACUACCUGGAGACGAUCAAAGCAAAUGGGCACCAAAUUACGAGGGUCCUUACGUAGUAAAGAAGGCAUUCUCAGGAGGAGCGCUGAAGUUGGCUAGAAUGGAUGGAGAAGACCUAGCUCGACCUGUGAAUUCUGACUCUGUAAAAAGAUAUUAUGCUUGAUGUAGGCUCCUAAAUCAAUAAAGCAAAGUUU
Molecule: messenger RNA, 6850 nt
Organism: Populus trichocarpa (black cottonwood)
Lineage: Eukaryota; Viridiplantae; Streptophyta; Magnoliopsida; Malpighiales; Salicaceae
Biological process (GO): DNA integration
Molecular function (GO): nucleic acid binding; RNA-DNA hybrid ribonuclease activity
Source: RefSeq, a predicted model, not a curated record